Molecule: messenger RNA, 716 nt
Organism: Synchiropus splendidus (mandarinfish)
Lineage: Eukaryota; Metazoa; Chordata; Actinopteri; Syngnathiformes; Callionymidae
Product: homeobox expressed in ES cells 1-like
Exons: 4
Coding region: 8-490 (160 amino acids)
Biological process (GO): forebrain development; regulation of transcription by RNA polymerase II; pituitary gland development
Cellular component (GO): nucleus
Molecular function (GO): DNA-binding transcription repressor activity, RNA polymerase II-specific; RNA polymerase II cis-regulatory region sequence-specific DNA binding
Source: RefSeq, a predicted model, not a curated record
CCUCCUCAUGGCUCCCAGCGUAACUCACAAUUUUUCCAUCCGGCAUAUUUUGGAGCUGGAGGGAUGCGAGUUGCCACUGCACCGGCCCUGGACAGAAGUUCAACUCUCACCAAAAUGCUGCCAACCUGCUCAUCAUCAUCAGAGCUCACACAGGCCCGGCUGGAGUGUGGGUCGCAGGCCUAGAACCUCCUUCACUUGCAGUCAGGUAAAUGUUCUAGAAACAGUCUUCCGCGUCAACUGUUACCCGGGAAUCCAACUCAGAGAGCAGCUGGCAGAGAGACUGGAGCUGGAGGAGGACAGAGUACAGAUCUGGUUCCAGAACCGUCGUGCCAAACACAGACGCUCUCUCAGAGAGGCUCGACUCCAACUUCUGCAGUCAACGGUGUCUGGUGGUCCACGUGGGGUCAAGGGUCAAGUCACAGCAGACGCUAGCGAGGAAGAAGAGCAGAGACUCUCCUCACAUCUCCAUCACAAGGAUGAUGAAAGCUGAGCUUGUUCAGUUGUAAAUCUGUAUUUAUUCUGUUCCUAAUGUUGGUUCCUCAUGUCACCGGAGGCGUCUAGGGUUCCAACCCCGGGAUGUGAGGCCUUGAGCAUGGUCUUCUGAGCACCAUACUGACAGAUGUUGUUUACACAUUCACUUGUGUUGUUUAAAUGAUCAUGAUCAUUGGUGACUCACUUCACUUUCGACGGACAGCUGUGACUCCGCCCACACGCCU